GGUUCGCAGCCCCUCGGGGUACCCGGGACCGCCGGGGGAUGGGGCGCGGGAGGGGGAGCCGGUGCCGCCUUUGUACCCGGCGCCCGGGCUGGAGGCCAGAGCAGGAGGACUCGCCUUGGACAAAGCCCUCAGCAACCACAGCCCUAGAGCCCGGAACAAAAGAUGCCCCUUGUGCUGGUCGCCGCGCGCGAAGGGUGCGCGCGUGGGGCGGGGCGGCCUCUGGCGCGGCCACCUCUCCGUGGGAGUGUCCGUCCGCUUUGUGUCUAGACCUUCUGCGGGCCACCUGCACAGAGCUGAGACUUUGCCGGGCCCUGCAGCCCGACUCUGGCUAGGGUCGUCUGGGUGCGUCGGGUGUCUGCCCCUGGAAUCUGUCUUGGUUCCUGUGCCCGGAGUAGUCAAGGGGGCGGGCAGCUGGAGCCACAGUUAGGGCUUGGGGAAGCUGCUUGGCAGGGUGACCUAGAUGCCUGGCAGGGUGGGGGCUAUCUGAGCAGACUGGAUUCGAGAGACUGGUGGAGGUUCUGGGCUGUGCCUGGACAUGGGUUUGUGCUUUUAGUCCUUCCUGGGAGUGCAGGCGGGCUUAUCUGUGUGGACAUGUUCAUGGUGUGCAUGCAUCUGCUCUAAUGGGGCACCUCCUGUGUGUCAGGUGCUCAUGCUUGUGCUUGGGUACACUUGUAUGAAUUCUGCCCCUCUGCACCCUCCCUUGAGGUGCCAGCCCUUGGACAUGAAUGUGUGGGUGAGCUGCGCCCCUGGACUGCUGCUAGAUACAGAGUGGGUGUUUAUCAUGCAAGGAUGAGUUUAGGCACUAAGCGCAUGUUAGUUUGUUCAUCUGUAUCCCAGCACAGGGUACGUGUUUAUGCAGCAAAUCCAUGAGUACACACUUCUGUGUGUGUGUUAUGCUUCUGCGUGCAUCCAUGUUUGAUGGCACAUGUGCCUGUCAGGCCUUGGCACACUUGCACUGGGUUGUGUGCAUGUGUAUGUGUGUGUGCUGAGUCUUUGAGGUGUGUUAUCAAGAGGGCCUGUGUGCGGUGCCUGGUGGGCCUCAGCAUCGGUGCUCUCACCUCUGAGUCCCUGGAGCCAGCCCCUUGCCCAGCCGCUUCACAGGGAGUCAGCAAUGAAGGCCAGGGAAGACUGGAUGAGGGGUAGAGGCUGGAGCAGAGAGUGGCCCCCGGCCCUGAGCAGAGGGCUAAUGGUCACCUCUGCUCUCCCAUCUUACAUUCCUGACAGUUGAGGGGGGCAAUGUGAGCAACUCAGGUACCUAUGAUCCUGAGCUGGGGGCACCCACAGUGGGGCAGCUCCAGGCCCUCCCUCCACACCAGCCUGCUUGCCAGGGGGCACCCACAGUGGGGCAGUGGAUGCAGCUGAUGCCUGGGCUUUGCUAGGUUUUCUUUGAAAGUACCUGGCUAAGACCCCAGGGUGGGGGCCAGGGAGAUGCCCCUGAUCUUGGGCCACAGAAGCUGCACUGUGGGUUUCGGGGUUGGGCUGAGAUUUAACCAGGUUUUGAGGCCUUUUGGGGGUUCCCUUGUCCGUGUGCCCUCAGGUGCUGCUGAGGAUGUAACAUGGACUUCCUGGAGGCCAGCUUGGGGGCCAGGGUUAGGGUAGAGCUGGGUGGGAGAAUGUGGUCAGCAUAUAGGGCCAAGUGACCCCAGCCCUGGGGAAAGAGGGACCCUGUCUGUGUGCUUGUGGCCUGGGCAGAGCCCCAGAGCCCUGGGUGCCUGUGGCUGGAGGGCUCCAGGCUCUCUCAGACUCACCGGGGCGCCGCCCACCCCUUGUUCAUAGUGCCCCCUCCCCUGGGUGGGGCUUCAGGCGCUGAGUCAUGGCUCUGGUGGGGAAGCCAGCCUCACCCUCCUACCCACCAUCCAAGCUGCUGAGGAAAUCCUGGAGGGAUGGCAGGAGAGGAGGCCUUGGUCCAUGGAGGGCAACUAUCGAUGAGGUGGAAACGGACGUGGUUGAGAUCGAGGCCAAACUGGACAAGCUGGUGAAGUUAUGUAGCAGCAUGAUAGAGGCAGGCAAGGCCUACGUCACCACCAACAGACUCUUCGUGAGUGGCAUCCGCGACCUGUCCCAGCAGUGCCAGGGCGACACUGUUAUAUCGGAAUGUCUGCAGAGGUUUGGAGACAGCCUGCAAGAGAUGGUCACCUACCACAUGAUCCUGUUUGACCAGGCCCAGAGGUCUGUGCGGCAGCAGCUCCACAACUUCGUCAAAGAGGACGUGCGGAAGUUCAAGGAGACCAAGAAGCAGUUUGACAAAGUUCGGGAGGACAUGGAGCUGUCGCUGGUGAGGAAUGCCCAGGCCCCGAGGCACCGGCCCCACGAGGUGGAGGAGGCUACGGGUGCCCUGAUCCUCGCCCGAAAGUGUUUCCGCCACCUGGCGCUGGACUAUGUGCUCCAGAUCAACGUCCUCCAGGCUAAGAAGAAGUUUGAGAUUUUGGAUUCCAUGCUGUCCUUCAUGCAUGCCCAGUACAGCUUCUUCCAGCAGGGCUACAGCCUGCUGCACCAGCUGGACCCCUACAUGAAGAAGCUGGCGGCCGAGCUGGACCAGCUGGUGAUCGACUCGGCAGUGGAGAAGCGGGAGAUGGAGCGCAAGCACGCCGCCAUCCAACAGCGGACGCUGCUGCAGGACUUCUCCUACGAUGAGCCCAAGGUGGAGUUUGAUGUGGAUGCACCCAGUGGGGUAGUGAUGGAAGGCUACCUCUUCAAGAGGGCCAGCAACGCCUUCAAGACAUGGAACCGGCGCUGGUUCUCCAUCCAGAACAGCCAGCUGGUCUACCAGAAGAAGCUCAAGGACGUGCUGACUGUGGUUGUGGACGACCUCCGGCUCUGCUCUGUGAAGCCCUGUGAGGACGUCGAGCGGAGGUUCUGCUUUGAGGUCGUGUCGCCCACCAAGAGCUGCAUGCUGCAAGCCGACUCAGAGAAACUGCGGCAGGCCUGGGUUCAGGCGGUGCAAGCCAGCAUUGCCUCCGCCUAUCGGGAGAGCCCUGACAGCUGCUACAGUGAGAGGCUGGACCGCACUGCCUCCCCGUCCACAAGCAGCAUCGACUCUGCCACGGACUCUCGGGAACGCAGUGUCAAGGGUGAGAGUGUGCUGCAGCGGGUGCAGAACGUGGCCGGCAACAGCCAGUGUGGUGACUGCGGCCAGCCUGAUCCACGCUGGGCCAGCAUCAACCUGGGUGUGCUGCUCUGCAUCGAGUGCUCAGGCAUCCACAGGAGCCUGGGCGUCCACUGCUCCAAGGUGCGGUCCCUGACCCUGGACUCAUGGGAACCGGAGCUACUGAAGCUGAUGUGUGAACUUGGAAACAGCACCGUGAACCGGAUCUACGAGGCCCAGUGUGAGGGGCCGGGCAGUAGGAAGCCUACAGCCAGCAGCCCCAGGACAAGGAGGCCUGGAUCAAGGACAAAUAUGUGGAGAAGAAGUUUGUGCAGAGGCCGCCCUCGGCACCAGCCCGGGAGGCCCCACAGCGCUGGAGGGUGCAGAAGUGCCAGCGUCACCACAGCUCCCCCCGAGCCCCUGCCCCCCGCCGCAGCAAAGUCCGGAUGGAGCCCGUUCUGCCCUCUGUGGCUGCCCUGUGCUCAGGUGGGAGGGGGCCGGCAGGUGCGCCCCAGCUCACAGGCCUGGGCAGGGGCCUGGCCCGGUUACUGCCCUGCUGCAGGCUCCGUAGAGCCCAGGUUCCGCAGGGACUCGCUCUUCUGCCCGGACGAACUGGACUCCCUUUUCUCCUACUUCGAUGCAGGGGCUGCUGCAGCCGGCCCACGCAGUCUGAGCAGCGACAGCGGCUUAGGGGGCAGCUCCGACGGCAGCUCAGAUGUCCUGGCCUUCGGCGUGGGCUCUGUGGUGGACCGCGUCGCUGAGGAGGAGGGUGCAGAGUCGGAGGAGUCCAGCGGCGAGGCGGACGGAGAGGCGGAGACCUGGGGCCUGGCAGACGUGCGCGAGCUGCAUCCGGGGCUGCUGGCGCACCGCGCGGCGCGCACCCGCGACCUUCCCGCCCUGGCGGCGGCUCUGGCGCACGGGGCGGAGGUCAACUGGGCUGACGCGGAGGACGAGGGAAAGACGCCGCUGGUGCAGGCUGUACUGGGGGGCUCCCUGAUCGUCUGUGAAUUCCUCCUGCAAAACGGAGCGGACGUGAACCAAAGAGACAGCCACGGCCGGGCUCCCCUCCACCACGCCACUCUCCUUGGCCGUACUGGCCAGGUCUGCCUGUUCUUGAAGAGGGGGGCGGACCAGCAUGCCUUGGACCACGCUCAGCAGGACCCAUUGAGCAUCGCGGUGCAGGAAGCAAACGCGGACAUCGUCACUCUGCUCCGUCUGGCGCGAAUGGCCGAGGAGAUGCGUGAGGCCGAGGCGCCCUCUGGCCAGCCGGGCCCUCUGACCGGCAGCAGCCCCACUGAGCUCCAGUACCGCAGGUGCAUCCAGGAAUUCAUCAGCCUUCACCUGGACGAGAGCUAGGGCAGCGGGGUGGGCGGGACCCCCCGGGCGGGACCCCCCCACCGGCCCGUUUCCGGAGAGCAUUGGUGUUCCGGAGCUCCUGGAGGCCCUGCUGCCGGCUCUGCCCUCCUCCUCCAGCGGCCCCCACCCCGGGCCGGAGCAGGACCAGCACUGAGUCUUAUGAAGCUCCAGUCUUCCCCAGGAGGUGUUGCAUCACUCCCCGCCCAGGGACCCUGUGUCUUCAGGUGACCCCUUCCUAGGGGGCCUGGGUUGCUCGUGUCACAAACCACUCUCAAGGCCCCAUGUCACCUUGUGCUCCUCUCUGCUCCCCCAGGCCCGUGUCACCUCCUGCCCCUCUAUCCCUGGGCCCAUGCCACUUGGUGCCCCACUCUGCCCUCAGGGCCUGUGUCACCUCGUGCCCCCACUUUACUGCCCAAGGACACUGACCUGCUAGUUGGGUCCCUCCCAUGCCCCUAGCCCCUCCGCUGGGCCCUGGGGCUGGUGGCUGGCCACCGGCACCUUGUGAGGGCAGAGGGGACCGCCCAUCCAGGGAAUCAACCCGUGUACCUCACUUAGCGACCCCAGCAUCCAGGCUGGGCUUCUUGGGUGCUUGGGGGCUCUGGCCUGGGGCCUCAGCCCUGACUGGGCACGGACGUCCUGAGGCCGUGUGGCUGGCCAUGCAGCCCCAUCUGUCCCUGCCUUUUCCCAGAGCGGGUGGCAAGUGCAUCACUCUUCCCACCCCUGCAUCUGAUGUCCUUUGUCACGGACUGAGGGGUUUUCUACAAUGACCUCGUUCUCACUUUGUCUCACGUCUUUUCUCUGGACUCAAGGACCACCUUGACCCCCAGCUCUGCCCGCUGCUGGGGGGGGCUCUGCAGCUCAGCCCUGCCCCCUCACCAGCCUUGCCCCUGGCUCAGCCCAUGGGGCUUCAGCUCAGCCCCAGGGCCCUCUGAUGCCUUCUGCAUUCCCCUUCCUGGAGCCCUGGGGCAGUGGCUGGGCCUCUCCCCAUCUCUACCCUCGGCCAGUCCAAGGCCAGUUGGCUGGUCACUAUGCAAAGGCUGCCCAGGGAGGCCCCAUGGGCAGCAAGGUGGGCCCCCAACUCCCUCGCCUGCUGGCUGUGACACCCAGAGAGCAGAAUUAACUCCUUCCUCUCUCCCUGCUUGAGCUUUGCCCCCACCUCCCACCCCACUGCCUGCGCCAGGGCCUUUGCUAGGGCCUCAGCUGGCGGGACCCGCCUCCACUCCAGAUCACAGUUAAUAAACAGCCGCUUGCACCCGCUGCCUCGCCUCACCCGCCUCACUCUGCUCUGUCUCGACUGGGGUGGGGGGUCACCUGCCUUCCCCAAGGGGCGGCCCUGCGUGGGACAGCACCAGUGGUGCCCUCAAAGGGUGCAGUAAGCUGGAACCUGAGGGCCUGCCUGAAACCUGGGCUCCAUUGAUUAAAAUCAGUUCCUGAUACUCCA
Bubalus bubalis (water buffalo) is the source of this 5882-nucleotide messenger RNA. RefSeq names its product ArfGAP with coiled-coil, ankyrin repeat and PH domains 3 (gene ACAP3). Bases 1814 to 4441 code for a protein of 875 amino acids. Lineage: Eukaryota; Metazoa; Chordata; Mammalia; Artiodactyla; Bovidae. The record is from RefSeq and is a predicted model, not a curated record. The transcript has 24 exons. Gene Ontology annotation, molecular function: protein binding; GTPase activator activity. Gene Ontology annotation, cellular component: cytoplasm.